Linum trigynum is the source of this 483-nucleotide messenger RNA. The record is from the annotation of a GenBank genome assembly. NCBI's taxonomy places the organism in Eukaryota, Viridiplantae, Streptophyta, Magnoliopsida, Malpighiales, Linaceae.
AUGAAAACCCAGCUCGAAAACAUGGGUUUGGAUUACCAGGCGCCUGUGAUUCCAGGCAAGGCGCCCUCCCGUCCAAAGAAGGGCGCUUCCAAGAAAGGGAAGGGCAAACCCGCCUCCUCUCGCGCAAAGGGUACAAGUGAAGCUGAUGCGCCUGCUGCGCCGUCCGGCAAAGAAAAUGGGCGCUCAAGCCCUCGGAGGAUUAAGCCACAGAGAGUGCCCAGCGAGAAGAAUGCGCCUGCUGAUAUCCCCCCUGAAACAGAGGCGCCUGGGUCUGCUCAGUCCGACCAUGCCUUGGAUAUUGAUGAGGUCCCUCUUUCUCAUAGGCUCAAAAGGAAGGCCGAUGAUGGUGAAUCGGCGCAUGGCAAGAAGCAGCGCACUGGCGAGGAGGCGCAUGUUCCUGCCUUUGUAGAGAAGUGGCUACAGCCGCCCAGGCACAAGGUUGUCGUGGAAUGCUCAGACAGGUCCGCCCUGGAGCGAAGCUAG